Fusarium pseudograminearum CS3096 is the source of this 2700-nucleotide messenger RNA. RefSeq lists its product as uncharacterized. The record is from RefSeq and is a predicted model, not a curated record. The coding region runs from base 1 to 2700 and encodes 899 amino acids. Gene Ontology annotation, biological process: transmembrane transport; chloride transport. Gene Ontology annotation, cellular component: membrane; early endosome; Golgi apparatus. The transcript is spliced from 6 exons. NCBI's taxonomy places the organism in Eukaryota, Fungi, Ascomycota, Sordariomycetes, Hypocreales, Nectriaceae. Gene Ontology annotation, molecular function: voltage-gated chloride channel activity.
AUGUCUGGAGCGCCUCGAAACGAUACCUACCCUUACGCCUUCGCCUCCACGUCCGCUUCGUCCUCGUCGCAAACCCCCAAUUCCGACGAUCGCGAUGAGCUCGACUUUCUCGACGACAAUGCCAGUAACGAUAGCGGUCGUGGGAGGUCGCGCGAUAGAGACCAUGUGUUAGGCGAGGACCCGCUGCAAGGCAACUUGAGUGCGCCCAUGACCUUCAAGCGAAGACAAGGCCCCUCAUUGUGGUCUGCACCUUCUCGACUUCUCUCCGCAAUCACAGGCUCACGAUCCAAUGCUUCCUCGAGGGGAGCUUCGCCUGCUGUGUUCCCUGGCUCCAACACUUCCCCGCGCGCCGAACCUGUCGUCUUUAACGAAGCUACCAAAGAUGGAGCGCCGCACGAUUGGUACGUCGAGGGACCGGGACGCCGAGUCGGAUACGAGGAUCUUACGGCCAUUGAUUGGAUUUUCGAAUACACAAAGGAGCGCCAGCGGUUGCGAAUGCUCUAUUCAAGUGCAUCCGGCGUUAUAGGCCCUCUGCGACGGCUCAUUGAUGCUAGCCAAGUCUGGAUCGUCCUGCUCUUGACAGGAAUGCUCGUGGGAGCUGUCGCCGCGGGAAUCAAUGUUACAACCGAUUGGCUUGGAGACUUGAAGGAGGGAUACUGUUCUAGUGGCCCAGAAGGAGGCCACUUCUACCUUAACAAGGCCUUUUGCUGCUACGGCUACGAUCAUAAUUCCAAGUGCGAAGGCUGGAAGUCUUGGGGUGAUGCUGUUGGUGUACAUUCAAAAGGCGGCAAAUGGUUUGUUGAGUAUUUGUUCUUUGUUUCUCUUGCGAUGCUGUUCGCUUAUGUUUCUGCUGUUCUCGUCCAGGAAUAUGCAAUUUACGCUAAGCACAGUGGUAUCCCCGAGAUCAAGACAGUCCUUGGAGGCUUUGUCAUUCGAAGAUUCCUCGGAUUUUGGACCCUUGUAACCAAGUCGCUGGGACUUUCUCUUGCUGUGGCAUCAGGCAUGUGGUUAGGAAAAGAAGGCCCUUUGAUUCAUGUCGCCUGCUGUUGCGCAAACGUCUUUACGAAACUGUUUCGCAACAUCAAUGACAAUGAAGCUCGGAAACGUGAGGUUCUAUCAGCCGCUGCCGCUUCGGGUGUCUCAGUCGCCUUUGGAUCGCCCAUUGGCGGUGUCUUGUUCAGUUUGGAGACCUUGUCUUAUUACUUCCCCGACAAGACAAUGUGGCAGAGCUUUGUCUGUGCCAUGACUGCUGCUGUUGUUCUUCAAGCUUUCGAUCCCUUCAGAUCUGGCAAACUUGUCCUGUAUCAGGUUCACUACAGCAUUGGAUGGCAUGGCUUUGAGCUGCUACCCUAUGCCAUCUUGGGUGUUCUAGGUGGUAUUCAUGGUGGCCUCUUUAUCAAGCUCAACAUGGCCAUCGCUCGCUGGAAAAAGGCAAACCGAUGGAUCCCUGGUCCAUUUAUCCAAGUUCUCAUUGUGGCCUUCUUCACUGCUCUCAUCAACUAUCCCAACUUCUACAUGAAGCUUCAAACGACUGAACUGGUUUCCAACCUUUUCUCCGAGUGCUCUCAGGUUCUCGACGACCCCAUCGGCCUCUGUAGAACAGGCGCCGCUUCGGCCAAAACCAUAGUCCUCCUUGUCUUUGCAUCAGUCUUGGGCUUCUUCCUCGCUGCUGUGACAUUUGGCUUGCAGAUUCCUGCCGGCAUCAUUCUCCCAUCAAUGGCUAUCGGUGCCCUGACAGGCCGUGCCGUGGGUAUUAUCAUGGAGAUCUGGGUCACAAACCACCCAGGCUUCUUCCUGUUUGGCUCAUGUGAGCCUGACAUUCCCUGUGUAACGCCAGGCACAUAUGCUAUUGUCGGCGCAGCAGCGUCUCUUGCUGGUGUUACUCGUUUGACGGUCUCCAUCGUGGUCAUCAUGUUCGAACUCACUGGCGCUCUCACAUAUGUGCUGCCCAUCAUGAUUGCGGUCAUGAUAUCAAAAUGGGUAGGCGAUGCCUUUUCACGCCGCGGUAUCUACGAAUCGUGGAUUCACUUCAACGAGUACCCUUUCCUUGACAAUAGCGAGAACAACGAUGCUAUACCCGAUAUCCCCGCUUCACAAGUUAUGACUCGCAUCGAGGACCUCGUUGUCCUUACUGCCACGGGCCAUACCAUUUCCUCACUUACAACUAUACUCGAGAUGCACCCGUACCGUGGCUUUCCAGUCAUAUCAGAUCCCAGAGAAGCUAUUCUUCUCGGCUACAUUUCACGUGCAGAGCUUGCGUACAACCUCUCAGCCGCCACGCAGGCACCUCGUUCGCUCCCCUCGGAGACGGAAACCUUCUUCUCUCAUCAGCCUAUGGCCGAUCCGCGCACUACUCUUGAUCUUCGUCCAUGGAUGGAUCAAACGCCCCUUACUCGAUUUUCACAUACAAGCCUUCACCUCGUCGCGACUUACUUCCAGAAACUUGGUUUGCGGUAUCUCCUGUUCAGCGACCGUGGCGUCCUCCAGGGCUUGUUGACAAAGAAGGAUGUUUGGUAUGUUCUCAACGGUGCCGAAGAAACACGUCGCACCAUGGGCCUAGCAUCAACUGGUGCUGGCCAUGAGACUGGCGUAGCGGAUCGGGCGCCAGACGACAUCGGCGGCGGCGAAAGCAGCGGAUUGCUGCGCGGUGACGGCGCUGAUGAUGGGGAUAGUAUACAAGGCGAGGAGCCGAUGCUAUGA